AGCAACUUAUUGCCCAUUUAUUUCCACACCCCCCCACUCUCAGUAAGCCGUUACUACAAAAGGCAAAGGCGCGCCAGGUUUGGUAAUGUAGAGACUAAUAUGAAGUUUUUUCUAUUUUUAGAUGCCUUAUCGUGAAACCAAAAGCGCAGCUGCAAGGCUGCCCAACCAGCUCUGAGCGCAGAAGAGGAAGCUUGCUUUCAUUUUCUUUAAGAGUUACAGUAAGGAAGUGAUUUGGAGUGAAGAGCAAAGAGUUGGAACAUAGAAAUACUCAUUUUCUGAGGUCUGGGGGUGCCACAUGGAGUUUUCUGACCACAUUAAGACGGCCAACGUGGAGGAUGUUGUGCUCCGGCAGCCCCUGCACCCACCGAGCAGAGGCACCCUGUGCAUCACCGGACACCACCUGCUCUUCUCGGACAGAGAGGAGGGCAGCUCCCAGCAGGUCCUGCUGCUGCUCAGGAACAUCGAUGCCAUAGAGAAAAGUGUGGAAAACCUUUUGGGCUAUUCCGGCUUCUUCUCUAAUGCAGUCCUCAGUGACAGGACGUCUGGAUCGUCAGGGACGAUUACCAUCAAAUGCAAAGAUCUGCGGGUGCUUCAGCUUGACAUUCCAGGCAUGGAGCAGUGCCUCAACAUUGCACACUCCAUCGAGACCCUUUCCUGUCUGGACAAUGUGUCGGCGAUGUAUCCCUUCUUUUACAGACCCACUGACCUCAGCCUGCGGGACCAGUGGGGCCUCUCCACCCCUGAAAAACAAUACACUCAAAUAAAGCAGCUGCAUAAGAAAUGGAGACUGAGCAGCGUUAACGAAAGCUACUCCGUAUGUCCUUCCUAUCCUCCCAUGGUCAUUGUUCCAAACUCCAUCGACGAUGAAAUGUUGAAGAAGGUGGCCAAAUUCAGGCAGGCUGGUCGCUUCCCUGUCCUGUGCUACUAUCACAGAAAGAAUGGCAUGGUGAUCAUGCGCAGCAGUCAGCCACUAACAGGCGCCAACAGGAAACGCUGCAAGGAAGAUGAACUUCUCCUUCAGGCUGUGAUUGACGACUCAGAUAAAGGAUUUAUCAUCGACACCCGCUCAAGUCAGCAGGUCCAGCAGGCUCGGAUGACAGGAGGAGGAUUUGAGUCUAAAUCAUUCUAUAGCCAAUGGAAGAGACUUCACAGACAGAUGGAAAGGGGUAAGGCCCUCCAGGAGAGCUUGAUUAAACUGGUGGAGGCCUGCGGGGAUGAGUCCCACAAUGUGGACCGUUGGCUCAGCAAGCUUGAGAAUUCAAAGUGGCUGUCUCACGUCCAGACUGCUCUGUCUACAGCUGGCCUGCUGGCAGAGUGUGUGGAGAGGGAUGGUCAUUCAGCUCUGGUCCACGGCUAUGAAGGGACAGACUGCACUUUGCUCAUCUGCACUCUGGCCCAGCUCAUCAUGGACCCAAGCUGCCGAACGCUGGAGGGUUUCCUGGCUCUCCUGGAUAGGGAGUGGCUACAGGCAGGACACCCGUUCCAGCAGAGGUGUGCCCAUUCGGCCUACUCCCACGCUCGCCUGCAGUAUGAGUCUCCAGUCUUCCUGCUCCUGCUGGACUGUGUUUGGCAGCUUUGGCGCCAGUUCCCUCUAGCGUUGGGUUUCUCUGAGGCGCUGCUCCUUAGACUGGCAAAUGAGGUCUAUGCUUCAGACUACGGCACAUUUCUGUGUAACAAUGACCAGGAAAGGUGUGCCCUGGGAGUGAAGGACCGAACUCACUGUUUGUUCUGGGCCCUGCUGAGGCCAUCAGAGAGAGACUACUACUCAAACCCUCUGUACGAGCCCAAAGAGCUGGCCAUCUGGCCCUCAGUUCACCCUCAGUCUCUACAGCUAUGGAGAGGCUUUUUCCUGAGGUGGACACAGCAGGCGCGCCAUCUUGAGGCAGUUCAAGAAGAAAUAAGAACCAUGGUCAUUGAAUGGGCCAGGGCGACUCAGAGGUGAUGCCUCUACAAAGAUAUUACAAUUUUAUUGUAAUUAAGUUGUUCACAGAGAAAUAUUCAAAUAUUCCUUCUAUGUUUAUAUGUACAGUUUUUUUUUUUACGUAAUAAAAGCUGAAUUUUACAGA
Cyprinodon tularosa is the source of this 2066-nucleotide messenger RNA. Its product is annotated as myotubularin-related protein 9-like. The transcript has 11 exons. NCBI's taxonomy places the organism in Eukaryota, Metazoa, Chordata, Actinopteri, Cyprinodontiformes, Cyprinodontidae. Bases 296 to 1942 code for a protein of 548 amino acids. The record is from RefSeq and is a predicted model, not a curated record. Gene Ontology annotation, biological process: negative regulation of autophagy.